This is a messenger RNA of Neltuma alba, 739 nucleotides long. RefSeq lists its product as uncharacterized. The record is from RefSeq and is a predicted model, not a curated record. Bases 36 to 602 code for a protein of 188 amino acids. The transcript is spliced from 3 exons. NCBI's taxonomy places the organism in Eukaryota, Viridiplantae, Streptophyta, Magnoliopsida, Fabales, Fabaceae.
GAAACUGAAGCGGCCAAAAGGCACGCGUUUACCAAAUGGCACUAAACUUCCCUCUUUCCCUCUGUAGAACCUCCGACAUUCUCAUCCCAUCCAGCUUUCUGGCUUCUUCUUCUUCUGGUCAAUAUGCUUACAUCUUCUCACCGACAAGAAUGAGGCAAUUCAAUAGUUACUGUGACACAAACGUUUCUUCAAAAAGAAGAGGAAUUGUCUGCGGAUUGCCCCUAGUUGAUCCAUGGGCUCCAACCAUUGAUUCGCAGAGCAUAGCUUCCCAACUAUUCGCCAUCUCCUUGCUUCCCUACAUUGGCUUCUUGUACUUCAUUACGAAGUCUAAGUCUUCUCCUAGGCUUACCCUCUUUGGAUUCUACUUUUUGCUUGCUUUUGUUGGCGCCACAAUACCAGCUGGAAUUUAUGCGAAGGUGCAUUAUGGGACUUCUUUGUCCAAUGUGGAUUGGUUACACGGUGGUGCCGAGUCACUUCUUACUCUGACUAAUUUGUUCAUUGUGUUGGGACUGAGAGAGGGCCUCCGCAAUGCAGAAAAUUCAGAAGAAAAUGAGGUCACUUCUGAUUCAGAUUUCAAGGAGAAGAAGAAAAGUCGUACAUAGGUUAAAAAAUUUGACCUGUUGAAUAUUUAUACUCUUGUAGUUUCCAAUAUUAUACUCUUGUAUGAGAUGCCAGACUUGUUGAAUAUUUUCACCUUUAAUAGAAAUGCAAUGUUAAAAAAUUUUGGAUGACGCAUAAA